GACAAGAUGAAGACCAGCAGCCUCUUGGUCCUGGCGGUGUUCCUCAUCCUUGGGCUGCUGGCAGUAGAGGCAGCUGUCAAAGGAGUUCCCGUUGAUGGUCAAGGCACUGGCAAAGGUCACGUUCCAUUCAAAGGACAAGAUCCCCUCAAAGGACAAGUUUCAGGAAAAACUAAAGAUCCAAUCAAAGGGCAAGGUCCAGUCAAACGUCCGGGCCUCACUAAGCCUGGCUCCUGCCCCAACAUUAUGAUUCGAUGCGCCAUGCUUAACCCCCCAGACCUCUGCGGGAGCGACGCCGAGUGCCCGGGGUCCAAGAAGUGCUGUGAGGGCGCUUGCGGGAAGGCCUGUUUGAACCCCCAGUGAGGUGGACUCUGUCCUUGCUGCACCUGUCCAGUCCCCAGGGCUGCAGGCCCCCAUCUGAUCCUAGGUGUCUGGAGCCCUACCCAUC
Microcebus murinus (gray mouse lemur) is the source of this 445-nucleotide messenger RNA. It is a transcript of the gene PI3, whose product is annotated as peptidase inhibitor 3. Gene Ontology annotation, biological process: antibacterial humoral response; innate immune response. Lineage: Eukaryota; Metazoa; Chordata; Mammalia; Primates; Cheirogaleidae. The record is from RefSeq and is a predicted model, not a curated record. Gene Ontology annotation, molecular function: serine-type endopeptidase inhibitor activity. Gene Ontology annotation, cellular component: extracellular region.